Molecule: messenger RNA, 881 nt
Organism: Lepisosteus oculatus (spotted gar)
Lineage: Eukaryota; Metazoa; Chordata; Actinopteri; Semionotiformes; Lepisosteidae
Source: RefSeq, a predicted model, not a curated record
GUGAAAUCCAUACCCCCUCGGUCCCAGGUGUAACUUCCAGAAAAACAAGGUCUGUGUCGGAGGAGACGAGCGAUGACGUGAGGCAGCCGGAGAGAGGGAGCCGCUCGCCCGCCGGGUAUAAAUAAAGUUCCCAGGCAACACUGGAAACAGCGCGGCUGAACUAGAGAGGGCAGAGACUGCAGCGCCGGGAACAGAAGAAGGCUACGCUGAACUCCGACGCUCGGGGGGCAGGAAGCGCUGAGGUACUCCAGUUAGGACGGGGAGGGGGGCAGAUUGGACUGAGAAGCUCGUAGAAAUCGUUUCCGCCGAGGGUGACAGCACCAUGGACAGCGGCAGCUUUAAGGUGAGGUCGGCGCUGUACCUGGGCGUCUGUCUGUCGGUGCUCGCGGUCGCCGGCCACGCUCAGAUGCCUGCCGACGGCGCUCUCUCUCCGCGGGAGGAGGAGGAGUACGGCCCCCGGGGGUACUCCGCUGAAGACCUGGUGAGCAUCCGGCUAACCUCUGACCUCCUGUCUCCCCGGGCGCAGUGUGACGUCGGCGAGCGCUGCGCGGUGAAACACGGGCCCCGCAUCGGCAAGCUGUGUGACUGCCUCCGGGGGGCCGCCUGCAACACCUUCUUGCUCCGCUGCUACUGACCAGGCCGGGACCCGCCGCACGGAGGCGCCGCCCGCGCCUGAGACCCCGGCUCGGCCUCUCCCACGUCCUCGACGCGCGUUGGGCGCUGUCCCUGUUCCUCUGUCACGUGUUCGUGUGUGUGUGUGAUUUUAAUGUGGUGACUGUCGUUACAGGAGCUUCGCGCACUGGUAAAACUAUAUCAUACAGACUCUGUAUAAGGAUAUAAUGAAACUAAUUUUAUUUUUAUUUAAUAAAAGGGUGUCCUCA